AUACUGAAAACAAAAACGGAAUGCUGCAAAGACUAUCCAACUAUCUAGUCAACACCCUUUCGAGGCGCAGCUUCAUUGCAAUCCAUCAUCCCCGGAUAUGCAACGUCCACCUGCAGCAACCACAACAGCAGCGGCAGCCGGAACCAUCAAAUCCGUUCGCCGAGCAACGACAUCGAAGCAAUCACAACCGGAACCGAGAGCAUUCCUUUGGCACCGCCGGCCUUCCCAUUCCGAUUCUAACGGCCAGCACAUUCCUAUCGUGGUUCAGCAAAAAGGAUGAUGAAGAUUCACCAGAAAGUAAGCUUAUUAACACCAUCAAAAUGUCGAUCCUCAACAUUCAACGGGAGGAGUACAAGAAAGCCGAACAAAUGCUGCACAUUGCUCUGAAAAUGGCACAGGACUUGCAGAGCAAGGACGGUAUCACGUACAUCUACGACAUUAUGGCUAACCUGGCGAUGGAAGUCGGCGAAUUUGCCAAAGCGGAAAAAUUGUUUGUGAACGUUAUGCAGCGAUUGUUCGCCGAUGGUUUUCUGGAAGAUCACAUGAAAAUGUUGCACAUUAGUUCGAAAGUAGCACAUCUUUCACAACUGCAGGGGCAGCUGGACAAAGCCGUACAGGGUUUCGAGUGGACACUCGCUAAGCUAGAGGAAAAACUGAAGCUCGUCGGUGAGGACACUGAAAUUCGAGAGUUAUGGGGAAUAACGAAAAAUUGGUAUGCACAGUUGCUGAUGGAAAUGAAGCGAUUUAGCGAGGCUAAAAUCUGCUUCCAGCAAGCGUACGAUGCUUACAGCGAGAUACACGGAAAAUUAACGGAAGAAGGCCUGACGAUACUUAAUAAUCUAAGCGUGGCUUGUUCGAAUCUAGAAGAUUAUGCGACCGCCGAAAAGUACCUGCUAGAAGCAAUCUCGCUUGCUGCUCAGAUACCGGAACUAACUGAAGCCGGGAUAUAUCGAGCCAAUCUGGGUUUACUUUAUCUGCAGCAGGGUUUGCUGAAACAGGCGACAGAGUUUUGCUCGUAUGCUUGGAAAUAUGGCAAGCACCAUAAACACGAAGAAACUGUGAUACAGGCCAACUACUGUUUAGAACAGAUUAGGUCCGUGCAAAAGUAAGAUUACACACUGUAUUUAUGUACCCGAUCGAGAUGCAGAAACUUUCAGAUUGGUAUAACCAGAGGAUUUAAAAUCUAAACCCAAUUUCAUUUUGGGACUAAUGUUGUUAAAAAAGUUUGUCACACUUUUGAAUCUUCGUCAAAAAAUAAUACUCGAUUGCGGAAAUAAUUUGACUUUUAUCCGAAGAUGUUGAAGAACUAUUGAUGUACUAAAAAUACGCCCCUUGAUUCUACACUCUUGGUGGCACAAUAUUUAUUUACUAUGUUUAAAAGAAAUUAAUUGCAAUAAUAAAUGGCAAA
This is a messenger RNA of Sabethes cyaneus, 1408 nucleotides long. RefSeq names its product tetratricopeptide repeat protein 19 homolog, mitochondrial (gene Ttc19). NCBI's taxonomy places the organism in Eukaryota, Metazoa, Arthropoda, Insecta, Diptera, Culicidae. Gene Ontology annotation, molecular function: protein binding. Gene Ontology annotation, cellular component: mitochondrial inner membrane. The transcript is spliced from 2 exons. Gene Ontology annotation, biological process: mitochondrial respiratory chain complex III assembly. The record is from RefSeq and is a predicted model, not a curated record. The coding region runs from base 21 to 1109 and encodes 362 amino acids.